This is a messenger RNA of Exophiala bonariae, 1080 nucleotides long. RefSeq lists its product as uncharacterized. The transcript has 7 exons. The record is from RefSeq and is a predicted model, not a curated record. NCBI's taxonomy places the organism in Eukaryota, Fungi, Ascomycota, Eurotiomycetes, Chaetothyriales, Herpotrichiellaceae. Bases 1 to 1080 code for a protein of 359 amino acids. Gene Ontology annotation, molecular function: nitronate monooxygenase activity.
AUGUCUUCUCCACAACAGCUGAGGACUACGGUCACAGAUCUCUUGAAGAUCAACCACCCUGUCAUGUUGGCCGGCAUGAAUGUGGCUGCUGGUCCCAAGUUGGCCGCCGCAGUCACAAAUGCCGGCGGUAUUGGCGUUAUUGGCGGUGUUGGCUAUACCCCAGACAUGCUUCGAGAACAGGUUGCCGAACUCAAGGGCUAUCUGAACGACAAGAAUGCACCCUUUGGUAUUGAUCUCCUCCUACCUCAAGUCGGUGGAAGCGCCAGAAAGACAAACUACGAUUACACCAAGGGGAAGCUCGGUGUAUUGGUUGAUAUCGUUAUUGAAUCUGGGGCCAAGCUGUUUGUUUCGGCUGUUGGCGUGCCUCCUCGUGAGAUUGUUGAUAAGCUCCACAAGCAUGGCGUUCUAUAUGCCAACAUGAUUGGUCACGUAAAGCAUGUGAAGAAGUGCCUUGACCUCGGCGCGGAUAUCAUCGUUGCUCAGGGUGGUGAAGGUGGUGGCCACACUGGUGAUAUUCCCACUACCAUUCUCAUCCCAGCAGUUGCCAAGAUUCUGGCCGAUGCACCCAACUCCAAAUUCACAGGUAAACCAGUUCAGCUGGUGGCUGCAGGCGGUAUCUUCAACGGACAGUCGUUGGCCGCAGCUUUGAUGUUGGGCGCCUCCGCCGUCUGGGUCGGAACGAGAUUCGUUCUCUCCGAGGAAGCCGGUGCACCAAAGGCUCACCAAGAAGCCGUCCGAACCGCCGGCUUCGACGACAAUAUCCGGACUAUCAUCUUCACUGGCCGACCUCUCCGGGUCAGAAACAACGAAUAUAUCCGCAAUUGGGAGGAGAAUCGCCAGGCCGAGAUCAAGACUCUGACUGAUAAGGGUGUCAUUCCCGUUGAGCACGAUUUCGAAGAGAAAGGUGACGAUCUCUCCGACGAAGACAUGGAGAACGCCCGUCCAUUCCUGAUGGGCAAGGCCGCAGCCGUGGUCAACGAGAAGAAGCCCGCACGCGUCAUCAUCGACGAGUUCGUCAACGAUGCUGUCGCUGAGCUACGGAAAGGAAACGCUCUCAUCGUGUCCAAGAGCAAGCUAUAG